Molecule: messenger RNA, 2193 nt
Organism: Anthostomella pinea
Lineage: Eukaryota; Fungi; Ascomycota; Sordariomycetes; Xylariales; Xylariaceae
Source: the annotation of a GenBank genome assembly
AUGUCCUUCGCCGACCAUGAUCAAGAUGUCGAUGACAUCGCCGCAAUCGAUGAAUUGACUGCAACGUCGCCGGAUGGCUUUGCCGCCGAUCAAUUCUCCAUGAUUCCCAACGCCUCCGAGUUGCCCAUCUUUGACGCGACCGAAGCCGUCGAGGCCAUUGUCGAGGCUACCACCGAGCGUAGCACCGAGCCUCAGCUACUAAACGAAUUGAGCAAGGAGACUUCGACAGACACAACCGUGAGCGACACCAGCAGCCUGAAGCGCACCAAGCCGCACGACGAGGAUGAUGAGGGCUGGCAGACGGUCGACAGAUCGUCGAAAAGAGCGAAAAAGGCAAAGAAGAUUCCCUCAGCCAGCUCCACCAACUACCCUUCCAUUACCUUCAACUACAAUGCGAAGUUGCAAUCCAAGAUCACGCUCGAACAACUGCGCAAUCUGGUUCUGUACAUUUUUGCCGAAGGCGUGGCGCCCGCAUGGGUCGCAAUAGCGCAUCGUCCCCAAUUUCGAAAGAUUGUCGCAAUCAUGGUCCCCGGGCUGGAAGAAGCAAUGUUCAAGCAGGAUGUCGACUUUGAUACUUACAAUGACCGUUCUCCCGGUUCCGAGCAGAAGGCCCGCGUCUUGACCUCUCCGGAUGACUACUACCCCCGACUUCUCAAGAAAGACGAGCUUCCCGAGAUAUUGAAGGACUUCGCCGACAUGUUCCCCCACCUAUGGCCUGUCAAAACACCCGGCAACGACAAACAGGCCUACAUGCGGUCGCCAAUGGGUACCAUGCUCACGGCGCCCACUGAAAAGACCAAGGAGGAAAAGAACCAGCGAGGUGUCCAACCUGCGAAAGAGCCCAGAGGCUGGAAAGACGAGCGCACGAGAAUUACCGAGUUCCUCGCCAUGCCUGAAGACUUCCAGCCGAAUGGUUAUGUGUUACAUCCGGCGUGUAUACCGAUCGAGCGGCGCAAGAACUUCCAGGACCAAGAAGGCUGGGUCCACACACACGUGGAUAACCUGGAAGAUGGCGAUGUGCCAGAAGAAGAGAUCCAACAGGGAAGCAUCACCGCUGGGCGUGAAGUCCUUGCGCUUGACUGCGAGAUGUGUGUGACUGGUCCGGAGGAGUACUCUCUAACGAGGAUCAGUGUUGUCAGCUGGGAUGGAACUGUCGUCCUUGACCAGCUUGUGAAGCCCGACAAGCCCAUCAUCGACUAUGUCACCCGCUUCUCAGGCAUCACAGAGGAAAUGCUAGCCCCUGUCACAACAACCUUGAGGGAUAUACAGGCUAAACUGCUUGAGAUACUCCAUCCUCGCACUAUUCUCAUGGGACAUUCUUUAGAUUCGGACCUGAAGGCGUUGCAGAUGACACACCCGUUUAUUGUCGACACAGCCCUAACAUAUCCACACGCUCGGGGUCCUCCGUUGAAAAAUAGUCUCAAAUUCUUGGCCCAGCGUUUUCUCAAGCGCGAAAUUCAGAACCGCGCAGCUGGACACGAUUCGGUGGAGGAUGCGAAGGCUUGCUUGGAUCUUAUGAAGCAGAAAUGCGAGAAGGGUAAGGCAUGGGGAAGCCACGAGUCGCAAGGCGAGAACCUCUUCCGACGCCUGAACCGUGCGGGAACAUCUUACCGGGCGAAUGGUGGAGCCCAAGCUACAGGCGGCGCCCGUGUUGGAAAGACCAGCGCUAUGAUCGACUGGGGAGAUCCGAUGAAGGGGGCCGGUGCAGCUUCCACCUACCCAAUUGGCUGCAAGUCAGAUGAGGAGGUCCUGGAAGGUGUCUUGCGUGCCGUGAAGGGCGACCCGAACGGGGAACAAAUACCCGCCGGUGGUGUCGACUUUGUCUUUGCACGUUUCCGUGAACUCGAGGCAUUCCAAGGCUGGUGGAACUGCAAUAAAAACAGUGGUUCCUUGCAGAUUCCGGACCUGCCCGACCAGUCCGUCGAGACGUGUGUCAGGGACUUCACACAGCGCAUCAAGCGUAUCUACGACAAUCUACCGCCCUGCACUGCUUUCGUAGUGUUCAGCGGGUCGGGCGACCCUCGCGAGAUGAGUCGCCUCCAGGCCAUGCAGUCCCAGUUCAAGAAGGAGUUCAACGCGCCUGGCAGCAACUGGGAUGAGCUGACCGUUAAGUGGACGGAUGUGGAGGAACAGGCCCUCAGGAAGGCCGUCACCCUUGCACGAAAUGGUAUUGGGUUCAUUGGCGUCAAGUAG